GAUAAGGUCUCAGCCGUUUAGAAAUCAAUAACAGUGUCAUGUGCCUUUAAGACGCCAGUCAGGGUGGACCCAACGUCGGCGUUAGACGCUCAGGAAGUGGAUUAAACCACCAAAGAUUCCCGCAGAUUCGAUACCGAUUGUCCCAAUGUUAGAUACGUGUUCGUGCUAACCUGAACGUUUGGCCGAGCACGUUUAUGGGCUAUUUAGGACGAUAAUGCUGGAUGGUUGCGCUCAUGAAAAUCACCAGGGAUAUAUGCAGGCUGUUGGGACUCGGGAGCGGUCCUGUGGUCCAGGAGGAGCAGAUGGACUGUGGUGCUACAAACCCUGACCCAAGUGCCACCAUUGCGCAGGAUGCAUUAAAUGGAGAGGAGGAGUUGAGUGAUGAGGAGAAAGCAAGACGGAAGGCAGAGCGACGCAAAGCCAAGAGGAAGCGCCGUCGAAAACGUAAGAAGCAGGAGCAAAAUAAGCAAAAUCACAAUGCUGAACAGGAUGACGAAGAGGAUGGAGGUGCAGAAUCUGAACUAGACGAGAGCGAUUCCGAAGCAGAAGUUGGGGGUGAAGACGAGAAACAAAGGGCGCAGAAAGAAGAGGAGGGGAAAUCGGAGGCCUGCUCUAAAGAUCUUGCUACUCCUGCUAUUGCUCCUUCAGGAUAUCAGGAGACCCAAGCCAGAUCUGCUGAGGAGGAGCCAGAGUGGGAUGUCAGCAGUGCCUUCUUUGCAAAUGCUGCUAGCCAUAUCAAACCCAAAGGAUCAAGUCGAAAGUCCAAAGAAAACAAGGAGAAUGAAGCCAGGAGAGAGACAAAUGGAACUGACACCAUGACCAAGAAAAGUGCAUCACUGACAGAAAAAGGGAUAAAGCUGGUGCAAGAGGGGCAGUAUGCACAAGCAGCCAGUAUGUUUACAGAAGCCAUAAAAUGUGAUCCCAAAGAUUACAGAUUCUUUGGGAAUCGCUCUUAUUGCUAUUACUGCUUGGAGCAGUAUCCUCAGGCCCUGGCAGAUGCUGAACGCUCCAUUCAGCUGGCCCCAGACUGGCCCAAAGGAUACUUCCGCAAGGGCAGUGCCCUCAUGGGCAUGAAGCGGUACAGUGAGGCAGAAAAGGCUAUGGAGCAGGUGCUGAAGCUGGACAAAGACUGCGAGGAGGCUGUCAAUAAUCUAUUUAACUGCAAAGUGCUGCAGUUAAUGGAACUGGGCUUUGAAGAAGUGCAGAGUGUCUUGCUGUUAGAUAGAUUUUCAACAGUGCAGGGUGUUCUGGCAUAUUAUUCUGAAGCAGCCAAAACAGCAGCUGGGAGCACAGAUUCAUCUGUUGUGCAACCAGGAACUCCCUGUCAAUCCCUCUGGGUGGGAAAUGUGACAACUGAAUUAACUGAGAAACACUUAAGGGACCUUUUUAAAAUGUAUGGUGAAAUUGAGAGUAUCCGUGUGCUGCAUGAGAGAUUCUGUGCCUUCGUUAACUUCAGGGAUGCAAGCAUGGCUGCUCGUGCCAUGGAGAAACUAAAUGGUCACUGUAUUGAAAACACUCGUUUAGUGGUGCGCUAUCCUGACCGCCGCACUCAGAGGUCCCUUCCUAUUCCACUCAAGACUUGCCUCCCUGUCACACAGCAGGGAGGCACAGCUGCUGGACCCCGAAGACGCGGCCCGGUUAACGGAGAUGAGUGUUACUUCUGGAGAACCACUGGCUGCCAUUUUGGGGAGAAAUGUCGCUACAAACACAUUCCUGAUCAGAAGGGCAAGGACAGGAAACCUUGGCAGCCUUGAACACAGUUUACUCUCUGCCUCAUUACUGAAAAAAGAAACCGGGAUACGCCGACUGUGCCAAUGGGACUGGUUCUUGCCGCACAAGGUUCUCUGGGCUAAAAAUAUUUACUGUGGCAGACUGGAUAAGAAUGGCUAAAGGUUCAGAGCCAGCAUUCAGGUUCUACUGGAGGGGGGGUAGUCACAUGUACCACAAAGGAUUUGGACCAUGAAGGUUUAUAUUCUAACGAAAGCCCAGAGUGGAUAAUUUUUUUUUUUUUUUUUU
Maylandia zebra (zebra mbuna) is the source of this 2016-nucleotide messenger RNA. RefSeq lists its product as uncharacterized. NCBI's taxonomy places the organism in Eukaryota, Metazoa, Chordata, Actinopteri, Cichliformes, Cichlidae. The record is from RefSeq and is a predicted model, not a curated record. Gene Ontology annotation, molecular function: protein binding; RNA binding; metal ion binding.